Molecule: messenger RNA, 5052 nt
Organism: Nannospalax galili (Upper Galilee mountains blind mole rat)
Lineage: Eukaryota; Metazoa; Chordata; Mammalia; Rodentia; Spalacidae
Gene: Dtx4
Product: deltex E3 ubiquitin ligase 4
Exons: 9
Coding region: 395-2254 (619 amino acids)
Biological process (GO): protein ubiquitination; Notch signaling pathway
Cellular component (GO): nucleoplasm
Molecular function (GO): zinc ion binding; ubiquitin protein ligase activity
Source: RefSeq, a predicted model, not a curated record
UUCCAGCCAGAUCCAGGAGGGCGUGGGGGUGUGCGUGCGUGAAUGAGCGGGUGUGAGUGUGUCAGGCAUGCGCGAGGCGAGACCGCGAGCCUCGGAGCUCCGCUGCGGACGCUGAUGUCGCCGCGUUAAAAAAAAGAAAGUUCCAGGUUUGAAACAACGCUGCAAAGUUCCGGCCGGCCACGCCAUUGCGGGUCUCUCCUCGGCAUCCAGGGACCCCGGACAGCCCCGGGUCAAGACUUGGUCUUGGCGCCCAGCUUGGGAGGGGCGAGUCCUUCUGGCAGCGCCUGAGAGGAGCCAGGGGAGGGCGGAGGCGGCGGCGCUGGAGGAAGCGGAGGAGGGCGGGCGUGCCGGGCCCGGGAGGCGGGCAGCACUGCACCGCAGCCCCGGGCUCGCCAUGCUCCUGGCCUCGGCCGUCGUGGUGUGGGAAUGGCUGAACGAGCACGGCCGCUGGCGACCCUACAGCCCGGCCGUGAGCCACCACAUCGAGGCGGUAGUCCGCGCGGGGCCCCGCGCCGGGGGCAGCGUGGUGCUGGGCCAGGUGGACAGCCGGCUGGCGCCCUACAUCAUCGACCUGCAGUCCAUGAACCAGUUCCGCCAAGACACGGGGACCCUACGUCCAGUUCGCCGUAACUACUAUGACCCAUCCUCAGCCCCCGGGAAGGGUGUGGUGUGGGAGUGGGAGAACGACAAUGGUUCCUGGACGCCCUAUGACAUGGAAGUGGGCAUCACCAUCCAGCAUGCCUAUGAAAAGCAGCACCCCUGGAUCGACCUCACUUCCAUUGGCUUCAGCUACAUCAUUGACUUCAGCACCAUGGGCCAGAUCAACAGGCAGACUCAGCGCCAGCGCCGUGUCCGACGCCGACUAGACCUCAUCUACCCCAUGGUCACCGGCACCCUGCCCAAGGCUCAGUCCUGGCCAGUCAACCCUGGGACGGCCACCUCGCCUCCUGCAACACCCUGUUCCUGUCCACAAUGUGUCUUGGUGAUGAGCGUCAAAGCGGCUGUGGUCAAUGGGAACGCAGGGCCCUUGCAGCCUCCAGCAACUCGUAAGAACAUGGUCCCUUCUGGAGUGGUCAAACUGCCCCCUCCACCUGGCCCUGGGGCCAAGCCGCUCGACACCACAGGCACUAUCCGGGGCCUAGGGAAGACCACCCCAUCACAAGUGAUCCGGAGACAAAUCUCUAAUGCACCAGCUGGGGCAACUGCAGGCUUUCCUGCUAGCCCUCCAGGAGCCAACAGUAAGACUGGACGGGUGGCCCUGGCCACCUUGAAUAGAACCAACCUACAGCGACUGGCCAUUGCCCAGUCCCGGGUGCUGAUCGCCUCCGGGGUCCCCACUGUGCCUGUGAAGAACUUAAAUGGGUCCAGUCCAGUCAGUCCUGCCUUGGCAGGAAUCACUGGGAUCCUCAUGAGUGCAGCAGGAUUGCCUGUAUGCCUCACUCGACCACCAAAGCUGGUCCUCCACCCACCCCCUGUCAGCAAGAGUGAAAUAAAAUCUAUCCCAGGAGUCUCCAACACAAGCCGCAAGACCACCAAAAAGCAGGCCAAGAAAGGAAAGACCCCAGAGGAGGUACUGAAGAAGUAUCUGCAGAAGGUCCGGCACCCGCCAGAGGAGGACUGCACUAUCUGUAUGGAGCGCCUCACGGCCCCCUCGGGCUACAAGGGCCCACAGCCGACUGUCAAGCCUGACCUGGUGGGGAAGCUGUCCAGGUGUGGCCACAUCUACCACAUCUACUGCCUGGUGGCCAUGUACAACAAUGGGAACAAGGAUGGGAGUUUGCAGUGUCCAACCUGUAAGACCAUUUAUGGGGUCAAGACAGGCACACAGCCUCCGGGGAAGAUGGAAUACCACCUCAUUCCCCACUCCUUGCCUGGCCAUCCAGACUGCAAGACCAUCCGGAUCAUCUACAGUAUCCCCCCUGGCAUACAGGGACCAGAACACCCAAAUCCUGGGAAAAGUUUCAGUGCCCGAGGCUUCCCACGACACUGUUACCUUCCAGACAGCGAGAAAGGAAGAAAAGUGCUGAAGCUGCUGCUGGUAGCCUGGGACCGUCGGCUCAUCUUUGCCAUCGGUACGUCCAGCACCACGGGCGAGUCUGAUACCGUCAUCUGGAAUGAAGUGCACCACAAGACAGAAUUUGGCUCUAAUCUCACUGGCCACGGCUAUCCAGAUGCCAAUUACCUGGAUAAUGUGCUGGCUGAACUGGCUGCCCAGGGUAUCUCUGAAGACAGCACUGCCCAGGAAAAGGACUGAGCUAAAGGGUAGUUGGGACCACAGGACAGGAAUUGGCAAGAAUCAAAGUGGAAGUUGGUGACAUGCCCUCCUGACUCCCCAUUUCCCCUCUUGUCCUGUUUCUACCCCUUUCCCUCCCAGCCAGAGGGGGAACUAGAUUAAGGUGAUGUCAUUCAUAAAUCUUAUCCAACACAAAUGGGACAUGGGAUGAGGGCUAUCCUGAAUCUGUCCCCCUGGAGUUUUUGGUGCUGGGUAGGAAAGGACCCUCACCUCUCCUCUCCCCAAAGAAGGGGCAUGGUCAGCACAUCUAGGGUAUGGGCAAUGCAGGGCUCUCCGUACUCUGGCCCUGUGAAACCAAGGUUCCUUGCCUCAGCUAACUUCUUGCUGAUUUCACCCUGCUUUGAGAGUGGAAUUCCCACUUUUCUCUCUUCCACCGGAGUUAGAGAGCUCUCACUGUGCAAGGUUGGAAGGGGGAAGUCGGGUGGACCACUAAACUGCUGUGACAUCAGAAAUUGGAUGCCUUGAUGUAGAGUGAGGAAGCAGAUUGUGCUGAGAGUGUUAGAAAGGGAUGCCAAAUCCUCUGGGAGCAUGUUCAGCUCUCAGUAUAGCCCUUGGCUUCUCUAGACCCUUCCCUUUUCCUCACACCCUUGACUUGCCCAAAAAGGCAUCUGGUGUCUUGAGUGGAUGGAAGGACUCUGGGACUCCUCUCUGGGGUGGCAUCCCAUGAUGCUGUUUCCAAUCACUCUCUGAUCAAACCAGAGCCUGAAUCUCACUGAGCAUCUGCACUGUCCUCAGGGAGAGGAGCCCACAGCCUUCCUCCCAGCUCAUUUCAGACCAGCUCAGUUUCAUCAUGUCACUGUGAGUUGGAGCCCUCAAUGGGUUCCGUGCCAUCUGUGUAUAUGCAUAUGUGUGGGUGGGUGUGCAUCACUGGGCCAGGUUGCUGGAGAGUCCCAUCAUACCUUUGAACUCUGUUUCACAUGCCAAACCCCAGUUCUCAUGGGGAUCAGUCAGUCAAGGUGUGGCCCCUUGACUUAACUUAGCUUUUGUCAGCCCAUCUCAUGAUAAGCUUGGACCCUGAUGGACACCACAGAACUGUAGUUGGGAAGAUGUGUUGAUGGGAGCUAGAUUGACCCUUCUAGUUCUUAUUAAUAUCAGAUCAAAGCCAACCUACAUCCAGUCUUGUUUCUAUGAGGGCUUCAGUGUAUCUCUGCUGAUUUGCUAAUUCAAGUCUAGAGAUGUUACUGAGCCACUUGUCUCCAGCCCCCAUCUAUCAAAGAUUGAUCAAGAACAUGUGGUAGGAGCCUCUUCAGCUCAUUCCUAACAGAGUUGGGGAAAAAAUAAGGCCUUCUCCAACCCGCAUCUGGGUUGUGUCCACACUUCUCCGUCUGUGUUCUCACAUCUUCCCACUUUGGCUUCAUUAAGGAAUGGAUUAGGUAAGAAAUAAGGAAGAAUCAAGAAGGGAAACCAGUUCCCCCUUUGAAAGUGGGUUCUUUGAACUAUGUGUUUGGGGGACAUUCUUUGAACAUUCCUCCGGAUACAAUUUGCAUUUAUAUACCUCAUGUUUUGAGGGUUUGACAUAUAUAUGCAUAUAUAUUUCAUAAGACUUGGAAGGUUUUUGAUGCUUGAAAAUGAAAUGAAUGAACCUUCCACAAUGGUAUGGUACUUAAGUUAGAACCGGAGUCCAUGGUCUUGUGGCAGCCCCCUCUAGAGCUGCCUCCUGUUGGGCCUCCACUUUUCUGACAUUGAUGUGGCCAGUGGAUUUACCUGAGUGUCACCCAGUUCCUUGGAACUUGCUGGUGCUGAGUUUUCUUAACUCUUCAGAUGGUUACAGGAAUGUUAAUGAGCUUCCACCAGGGGAAGCUAUGAUAGGAAAGAAUGUUCCUGCCAUCGUAGCCCGGGCUCUCCUAUCAGUGGGAGGCCAUCUUGUCUCACCAGCAGACCAGGACACUGGUCCUGAGUUCAUUGUGCCUUGGGGAAAGCUCCUGCCACAGUUGAGAAGGAAAUGUGAGAAUUAGAUGGAGAGACUUCUCCAUGAGAUUUAAAAUAACAUCCAUACCCUUUUAUCAGGUGACCACAUUUCAGAGGCUAAUGAGAGCGCCCCAUUGAGGGCUUAGAAUAAUCUUUGCCUUCAGUAUCCUUGUCACCUGUCUGCAGGGCUUUUUGGCAACAGGGAUGAGAAGAUACAGCGUGAGCCCAUGGGUAGGAAAACACAGUACAGCCAUGGGAUUGAAGAAAUGAAAACUAUGAAAAUGGGCACCAGGGAAAGUUUUUGUUAGAGGAGGUCUAAGUGGGAAGUGCAGAAAGGAGAGAGCCCAGGAGGGUAUCUAAGGGAGUCAUAUACCAGGAGCAAUACCACUUUGACAGUUUUCAUGCCUUCAAUAAUUUCCUAUGGGAUUUUGAAAUGCCUUUGCCUUCUCCUCCUCUCUGAGGAUGCUGAGGGGCUACCUCACCUUCAUGCUUUACUCUUUGGACUUUCCGGGCAGGAGGGAUCUUGGAAAUCUUAACACUGUGCCAGUCAAAGCAGGGGACAUUCCCUCACCCGUUCACAUGUGCCAACCCCAAAGAUACAGACUUGCUUUCAGUGAGAUUCAGCCAUGACAACUACAUUGACACAGGGUGUUUCCCACGACGGGCCCUGCUGUGCUCCCGUGGUCCACGCAGAGCCUCCAUACUUUUCCUUUCAUGGUCUCAGAGCCAGCAGCCUAGUUCCCCCUCCCUGAGACUCCAGGGGUGGCAGUUGGAAUUGGAGGCACACCUUGUGAGAUGCUCAUCCCUCGAAGGUUUAUGUGGUGUGUGUGUGUGUGUGUGUGUGUGUGUGU